Phlebotomus papatasi is the source of this 1728-nucleotide messenger RNA. RefSeq names its product G protein-activated inward rectifier potassium channel 3-like. The coding region runs from base 246 to 1664 and encodes 472 amino acids. Gene Ontology annotation, biological process: potassium ion import across plasma membrane; regulation of monoatomic ion transmembrane transport. Gene Ontology annotation, molecular function: inward rectifier potassium channel activity. Lineage: Eukaryota; Metazoa; Arthropoda; Insecta; Diptera; Psychodidae. Gene Ontology annotation, cellular component: plasma membrane. The transcript is spliced from 4 exons. The record is from RefSeq and is a predicted model, not a curated record.
CCACAGUGUGUGGCUGGGAGAUCAACUCCUGGGUCUACAUCCAACUUCUGAACCGCACACCUGUCAAUCAGUUUGCUUCAAACCAUUGACUCGCAGAGACUUCUCUCUAUUAGGUUCUCUUGACUUUUUCACACGGUUAUUUGCGUGGUGUCGAGUAGCCGAUAAUGCCUGAAUAAUUCGCGAUAUCAGGAGAUUAUCAGGAAAUUCUGUGAAGAGUGUGGCUCGCAAAAAAUCAUUGUGUAGUUAUGAGUGUUAAAAAAGAUAGUGAUCAAUCACUGCUCUCAUCGCCAUGGGAUCAUCCGCCUCAUAUUGUGAUUUCAACUCAGAGAGAUCUUGGGGAUGUAAUACCAUCCUCACCCUGUUCCCUAUCUCCAGGCACCCCAAACAGUCCAUGUAGGACCCCCAAUGGUUCCAUCAGAAGAAGCCGCAAUUUUCGUCCAGGAACAACAAGGCGCUUUCGUAGGCGAGCUGUGUUCAAGCAUGGAGAAGUAAAUGUGAUACAGUCUAAAUUGAACAAAAGAAAGCUAAGAUUCCUUCAGGAUAUUUUUACAACUCUUGUGGAUACUCAGUGGAGAUGGACUCUCUUGAUUUUUGCACUGAGUUUCAUACUGUCCUGGUUAGGAUUUGCAGUUAUUUGGUGGCUCAUUUGUUUUACACAUGGGGACCUCGAAGCGUCUCACUUACCACCGUUGCAAGAAGAAAAUAACUGGACUCCAUGUGUGUACAACAUAUUUUCCUUUGCGUCAUGCUUUCUCUUUUCAAUUGAGACACAACACACCAUUGGAUAUGGAUUUAGGACGACUACAGAAGAAUGUCCUGAAGCAAUUUUCAUGAUGUGCAUGCAGUCAAUUUACGGAGUAAUGACCCAGGCUUUUAUGGUGGGAAUUGUCUUUGCGAAGAUGACUCGUCCCAAGCAUAGAUCCCAGACUCUGCUCUUUUCCAAGAAUGCCGUAAUUUGUCAGAGAGAUGGGGAACUGUGCCUUAUGUUUAGGGUUGGAGAUAUUAGAAAGAGUCACAUAAUUGGGGCGAAUAUUAGGGCCAAUCUGAUAAAGUGCCGUACCACGAAGGAAGGUGAAUUCUUCCAACAAUUCCAGACAGAACUGGCUGUAAGUACAGAUGGCUGUGCUUCAGAUCUGUUCUUCAUCUGGCCAAUGAUUGUGGUACACAAGAUCAAUGAGGAAUCACCAUUUUAUACCAUGUCAGCAUCUGACAUGCUGCAAGAACGAUUUGAGAUUGUUGUAAUUCUAGAAGGAACUGUUGAGUCUACGGGGCAGAGUACGCAAACUCGAUCAAGUUACUUGAAUACAGAAAUCCUUUGGGGACAUCGAUUCGAAUCUGUGGUGUCAUACAAUAAGGAGCGCCAAAGUUACGAAGUCGAUUACAGGAGGUUCAAUGAAACUGUUCAAGUGGACACUCCCCUGUGUUCAGCCAAAGAACUCCAAGAGAUCUGCAAGUACCAGGACGACUUGACUUCAGCAGUAAAGGACUUCCAUUACGAUAUUGGAGGAGCAUCACCGAUCUUUGCACAAAAGCCCCGACUACCGUUUCUGCUGGAGAACUGGAAGCACCAACUUCUUCCCAAUCCGAAAUAUUCUCAGUCGCACAAUUUCCUGCACAGGACUCGCCAUUUUGAUACAGACUCCAUAAGAUCGCAUCCAGAAUAACAGAAGCAACGUCAUCUCUCUUGAUAAUCUUGUGAUCAUAACUUCAAUAAACACACUCAAUCUA